Molecule: messenger RNA, 4695 nt
Organism: Mytilus trossulus (common blue mussel)
Lineage: Eukaryota; Metazoa; Mollusca; Bivalvia; Mytilida; Mytilidae
Product: RAB6A-GEF complex partner protein 2-like
Exons: 9
Coding region: 128-1282 (384 amino acids)
Biological process (GO): retrograde transport, endosome to Golgi
Cellular component (GO): Ric1-Rgp1 guanyl-nucleotide exchange factor complex; Golgi membrane
Source: RefSeq, a predicted model, not a curated record
AUGAAGUAAUGUAAGGAUUGGUUAUACGUUCUGAAUGUUAGCUUUGUUUCUCGGGUCAAAACUAAGACAAACAUUGAUCGACUAGGAAUAUCCUGAUAUAGAUGAAACGUGAUAUAAAUGAGUUGAGAUGAUAGAAGUAUCAGCCUGUUUGCCAAGAGGGUCUGUAUACCUAGCUGGUGAAACUGUCAAAAGUCAGAUUACUUUCAGUAACACCUCACAAAAUCCAAGUGAUACAGAUAGUCUAGCCUGGUCUAGUGUACAGAUAAUAUGUCAGUGUUCUGUCAGUGAAUCAAGGGUGCACCUUCCGAAAUCACAACAACUGUCAACAGAAGAAGUGUCAACUACUGGGUGUGACACAUCAUUUGUACCCAAUAAAGGUGAACGUGGACUAACAGUUUUAUCAACAAAGCCCAGGAUAUUGUUCUGUGAUCUAAAGCUUGCCGCUGGAGAAUCAAAGUCAUUUAUAUAUGAAGAUGUGAUACCUGUAGACUCUCCACCUUCCUAUAAAGGCCAGGCAGUGAAGUAUUCUUACAAAGUUACAAUUGGCGCACAGAAAUUUAAUCAGCCAACAAAACUUAUCAGAAUGCCAUUUAGAGUUAUGGUAUUACACGGUUUAAAUGAUAUAAGUGUGUACACAGAGGGAGAAGAGGUAACACCCUCAAAUCCAUUCCUUAAACCUCAGCAGUCCGAGAACUCUCUAUUAGAUAUUGCCAUGCAAGUUUUAUCAACAGUCACAGCAAGAAAAGCACCACAUUCAUAUAAUAUUACAAAUGCCAAAGGAAAAGUAGCCAAGUUUAUAUUAUUCAAACAGGCCUAUAAAUUAGGUGAAGACAUUGUAGGUGUGUUCAACUUCACAGAUGGAACAAUACCAUGUGUCCAGUAUUCUGUAACAUUACAAAGUGAGGAGCAAAUCUCAGAAGAAUGUAGAAAGAAGCCUGGUCAAGGAACAGCUGUGACGUCUUAUGUCAAACAUCAGGAAAUGUGCCUUCAUACAGAUAAAACUCAUGUUAAUAUACCUAUACCACUGACAGCUACUCCAUGCUUCAUAACAGAUAUAGUUUGUUUGAGAUGGAGACUACAUUUUGAGUUUGUGACUUCAAGUGACCCAAUUUCUGAAUCAGAAAGACCAACAAAUAUGGAUGAUUCAGCCAGCUGGAGAGGACCUGCUACUAUUAAUGUAGAAACAAUGGUGUGGGACUUGCCCAUCAAAAUUUAUCCCACAAGUCCAAUACAUGCAUCAUGUGUAACAAUGUUAAAAAGUGGGUCAUGUGUACAAAUAUAAGUUAUAUAUGUAUAGAUUAUGUUUCUUUGUCAAAAGAUUCAUUUAGUAGAAAAUAUUUCACUACAAGCAUUUUGCCAUAAUGUAUUCAGUAAACAAAGAAAUAUGUGCAGUAUGAUAUAAAAAGAACAAAUAUGUGUAUGUGGCUCCAUGUUGAAGACUGUACUUUGACAUAUUAUAAUAUGGUGUACUUUUACAAAGUGUGACUUGAAUGGAGAGUUGUCUCAUAGGCACUCAUACAACAUCUACUUAUAUCUCCUGUGUGAAAAAUGUAAUAUAAAUGUACAGUCAAAUACAUAUCAAUACAUCUUUCAUUUUAGUUUUACAUCUGUGGAAAGGGGACAUGAUUUUGAUGGACACAUGUAUAAAUAUGGUUAAUUUUACUGUCAUUCAAUACACAAUUUUAAAUUUAUGUGGAUGUUUUGUGUUUAAAUACAUAAUACAUGUAAUACAAAUGUAUUUUUUUAGAACAAAAGUUGUAUUCAACUAUGAAAGGUUGUUUUCUACACAUUUUAGACUCUGUAAUUUUAUGUUACUUCAAAAUUUAUUAUUUAAAAAAAACGCUAUACAUAUUUAAGCAAAGCAGCGCUAUAUUUCUCAAUAUUAAUUUUAAAAUUAACACCUCAAAUACCUCAAAGGAGUACAGCAAGAAAACCCAAUAUACAGCCCUGUAUAUGCACAUAUUUUAACUUUUAUUGUUUGAGUAAAUUUUAUGUGCAUGUAUUGCUAAGUCUAUUAUUAUACGACUGCAAAAAUAUUGUAUGAUGUCGUUGUCUCUGUCAUCGUCAGAAGACACAUUUGGUUCCAGACAAAACUUUAGUUUAAAUGAAUGGAUCACUAUGAAAUUUUAUAAAAAGGUUUAAUACCUCAAAAGGAAGGUAGGUAUUGAUUUUGGGGAUGAUGAUCCCUACUGUGUUGGAAUUAGGGGCCCAAAACAAGCCUUUUUCUACUUUCAGGAUAUCAACUUGUGUAUAAGCAUUUCAAUUACUCUGAAAUUGUACCAUCAAUGUUUAAUACCACAGGUAGGAGGUCUGGAUUGAUUUUGGGGUUAUGGUCCCUAAUGUGUAGGAAUUUGGGCAAAAAAGGGGGCCAAAAUAUGCAUUUUUUUUAUUUUUUAGUCAAUAACUUGUGUUUAAGUGUAUAAAUCUCUGAAUAUAUACCACAAGUUUCCAUACUUCAAAGCAAUGGUUAUGGGGUAGGGGUUAUGGUUCAAAUUAUCAAGCAACUAGGGACAAAAAAGGGGGAAAACAAGGGUUUUUCUGUUUACAGACAAUUUAGAAAAUUUAAAAGCAGUGAAGGGAAGGAAAUCCAAUUAAAAUUUAAACAACACUUAUAUGUAUGUUUGAUUACUUGAUUACCUCCCUUACACUGCUUAAAAAUUAUGGUUCAAGAAAUGAUGAUUGUCUUGAAAUGUGUAGCUGUAAAUUUAUUUUUAGAAGUUACUGUUCAUUAAUAUUAAUUUUAACUAUGACUGUAUGUCAUUUUAUAUUUUAAUAUUUUAUGAUGUAUCUAAAUGAAUAGUUAUUGUUGCCAACUCCAUUAGAAAUUUGAAUUUGAAUAUUCUUUUAAUAAGGAAUCGAAGGAGGUGAGAAAAAAAUGUGGGAGGGGGGAAGGGGUAGGAUAGUAAACUUUUUCUCAUUUCAAAUUUCAGAUAUUAAAAAGAUUUUUUCUACAAAUAUUUUGUUUUGAGGGGAUUAUGCAACAGCAUAGUGAAUAGCAAAAAUAUUUAAGUGCAUUAGACCACAUUCAUUCUGUGUUAAAAACAUAUGAUGUGUCAACCACUUAAUCACAAUCCAAAUUCAGAGCUGUAUCAAGCUAGAAUGUUGUGUCAAUAAUUGCCCCAACUGUUCAGGGUUUGACCACUGCAGUCCUAUAAAGCUAUGCCCUGCAGAGCAUCUGGUUUUUAUACUGUAAUAAGGAAAAUUGUAUUUUGGCUUCACAUCUAUAGAUCUAUAAGCCUUAAAUAGAAAAAAAAAAUUUGUCACCUUUUAUUUUACCAUUAUCAUGCUUUGAUUUGUGGAGCCACCUAGGCCUUCACUCAUUGAAAUAUUGGUUAAAAAGUAAAGAAUAUGUUAUAUAAAGAAUAUUUCAACAAAACUUUUUUGUGGUGAAGGAUCAGUGCAACUGAAAUUUUCAGAAAACUGUCAUAAAUUAUGACAAAUUAUGCAAUAAAUAAAAUAAAUAAUGAUAAAAAGGACUACAACAUUUUGUUUAUUGAAUAUUUACAGGGUCUAUGUAUCUGUCAUACAGGAUUUACAUUACCUGAACCUUAUUUCCUGGAUCAGUGAUCAACAUUAAAAAAUAGUAUUUCAAUGUUUUGUAAAGGCAAGCAAAGAGUCAAUUUAUUUGGUGUAAGGUGUUCGUUUCCAUCCUUCAUAGUUCAUUUUGCCUUGACCCAAUUUUUAUCCCAAAUUGUUCAUUUUGCCUUGACCUCAUUUCCAUCCCAAAUAGUUCAUUUUGCUUUACCUCAUUUCCAUCCCAAAUAGUUAAUUUUACCUUGCCCCAUUUCCAUGGUUCAUGGCCAUAUUGUCAAUGUAAGGUUAUCAUUGUUGCAUCCAUAUUUUAGUUGUUAUUAAAUUGUAGGUAUAUUAACUUUAUUUGGUGUAUGGAUUUAUGUUAGAAUCACCUGACCUUGACCUCAGUUUGAUGGUUCAUUGUUCAAUGUUAAGUUUUCAUGGUUAGGUUUGUUUGUUGAGAUUCUAUCAUUUGGUGCAUUGAAUGAUUGUUAAGUGUGCAAGUGUGUCUGGCAGGGUGCAUCUGAUUAUGGCCUUAUUUACAGUGUUCAUUCAAGUUUGGGUGAUACAUGGUAAAAUCUUUCAUCUUAAAAACUCUCCAGAGUUAACAUUUUGCUCCUUUGAAAUGCCUUUAGGUUGCAUUUUGUAAAUACAGCUGUUUCUCAAAACAUGCCUCUUUUGGGGAGAUCUUGAAUAUUCAUAGAAAAUUAAUUUUGUUUACAUACUGGUUCCCAGUUAUGCUCUCUGUGUUCCAUCUCACAGAGACAUAAAUUGGGAAUGUUACCAGUAUGUAAACAUGUGCAUAUUGUUUACAUUAAGAUCUGUGGUAACCUUUCAUUUGAGGUAGGGGUAGUUCAGAAAAUUAGUGUUAGUUUAAACUCUGAGAAGUUCAAUGCAUAUAAAAGUUGAAAAUAUGCCACACAGCCCUAUAUUUUGACCUUUGAAAAAAAUUGUGGUGUGUAUCAUGUAUAUGAGCUUUAAUUCCAGGAUAAGAUUUUUUUCAAAACUUCAUAGUAAAAGUGGUACAGUUUUAGCCGUAAAAGGAGCUCCUAUGGGAAAUUGCAUUGUCAGUAUUUACUGAAAUGCAUCUUUUAAAUUGCAAGUAAUUAUGUUGAUGUAUGAUACUUAUUUUAUUAAAGAAAGUUUCAUUUGUUAGAUUAUUAUUAUUUUUAAUCUAUAAAG